Molecule: messenger RNA, 3208 nt
Organism: Chlorella variabilis
Lineage: Eukaryota; Viridiplantae; Chlorophyta; Trebouxiophyceae; Chlorellales; Chlorellaceae
Exons: 17
Coding region: 1-3156 (1051 amino acids)
Biological process (GO): protein desumoylation
Cellular component (GO): nucleus; outer membrane
Molecular function (GO): deSUMOylase activity
Source: RefSeq, a predicted model, not a curated record
AUGGCGGCCAGCACGGACAACGAAGAAGACUCGGAGAUGGCGAGCAGCAGCAGCGAGACCAGCACCAGCUCCUGGUCCUCAGAGGCGGGCGACAGCCCGCGCCCCGCCGCCGCCAGCCCCGCUAGCCCCGCCACCCGCCGCGUCCCGCCUCUGUCCCUGCGCGCCGAUCUGGCGGCACUGUCGCGAGGAGAUGCCGCCCCCGACACACCUGGCACGGCCAGGCAGCUGGGCGUGCCGGCAGCAGUACCAGCAGGGCUGCCCCCGGGUCCUGCGCCGCGGCAGGCACCCAGCCUGGUGCACGUGCCGCCGUUGACGCUGGCCGUGCCAGCUUCCCAUCCACAGCUGCAGCCAUCCUGCCAGGCGGCGGCGCUGCUGUCCCUGGACAUCCUGUCGCCGGCCUUCAGCCUGCGGGAGCAGCAACAGGCUGCUGGCGGCAGCGAUUGCGACCAGCUGGCGCUCAGCUGCGCCGGCAGGCUGGGCGUGCCGCUGGAGCGCCUCAGGUUUUUCGCGCUCACACAGGUGGCAGGGCUGCAGGAACUGCCGCCUGGCUGCUCACGUGUGGCACUGGAAGUGCUGGACUCGCGUUUCUCCCUGUCAGCGCUUGAGGAGCUGGUGGCAGAGAAUCAGCGCCUGGCGGUGGCGGGUCAGUCGAUUCGGGGCCAGCAGCAGCAGCCGUCCGAGAUACAUCAACUGGAGGCGCUGAUGCAGAAGCUGCAACUGGAGAACAGCAUGCUGCACCAGCAGCUGGACCGGUCCGAGGCGCUGCGACGCAAGGGAGCUCAAGCGUUGCAGGAGCUGCAGCAGGGCGUGAGGCAUGUGCGGGAGGCGGGCCCCUCCCAUAGCAAGCUCCGCUUGACGCCUGCAAUCCAGCAGCUUCCACCCCAGUUGGCUCUGGGGCAGGUGCAGGGCACCUUCACAAGUGAAGAUCGCUACCGAGAGCUGGUAGCAGCGGCGCAGCUGGCCACACGGCGCGCGCUGCAGGCACAGGAGCGGGAGCUUUACUUUGUGCAACAGGCGCACACGGCGUUGGAGCAUGGACAGCCGCAGCGGGUGCAACUGCUCGAAGCAGAGGCGCAGAAGGAAGGCCCACCCAGCGAGGUGCUCGUAGACCACGCGCGCAGCUCCAUUCAGGUGACCCGCAAGGACAUGGCCUGUAUGGCGCCAAUGCAAUGGCUGAACGACGAGGUCAUCAACCUCUACAUUUCGCUACUGCUGGAGCGCGAUGCUGCCUGGCGCAAGCAGGGAACGGGGCCGCGCUGCCACUUUUUUAGCACCUUCUUUGCCAAUAAGCUCUACAAGGACAUUGGCUACAACUAUGACCAAGUACGGCGCUGGACGCUGCCCAAGCGGCUUGCGGCAGCAGGUCAGACCAGCGAGAGCAUCCUGGACUGCGACCGCAUUGUGGUGCCGGUGCACCAGGGCGUGCACUGGGUGUGCGCCGUUAUCGAUUUGCAGAACCAGAAGCUGGUUUACUACGAUUCGCUGAAGGGAGAGGACCACAAAUGCUUACAGCAGCUGGCGCUGUACCUGCGAGACGAAUUCCGCAACAAGCGCAAUCUGCAGCGUGACGACGUGCUCGAUUGGCCGCGCGAGUUCCCAAAGCGCAUUCCGCAACAGUUCAAUGGCUGCGACUGCGGCGUCUUCACGCUGCUGUUUGCAAAUUAUGUGGGUCGCGCCGCGCCAUUGGACUUCACCCAGGCCCACAUCGACAACUUUAGGCCGCACGCAGCCGAGGGCGUCACCGAGCGCGAUUUCGAUUUCGAGGCGGCCUUCGAGGCGGCCUUCCAGCGCCUGGCGGGUACCCCCUGCAAGGUGGAGCGGAUUAUGCUGGUGGGCCUUCAGCGCACCAAGGCGGGCGUGGUGCAGGCGGAGCUGCUGCGGGUCAAGGGGGCGCGCACCCUGGAGGAGAUAAGGGACGCGGCGCUGGAGGCGUACGAGAGCCUGAUGGCGCUGGACGUGUUUGACGGCGUCGACCUGGUGGUCGCCGAGGGGGCCAACAAAUCGGGCGAUACCUGCACAGUCGUGGCGCGUUUCCAGGAGAAGGGCAUGGUGCGGCUGCAUGCGGGUACAUAUGUGCAAGGCACAGAAGGGUCUGUGGAGACAUCUCUUAAUUUGACCAACCCGCUUGGGUACGCGGAGCACGUCAGCCUGGGUGUUGAGCAUGGCAGCCAGGCGACUAACAUCUACACGUUGGCCCUCACCAAGCCCAAGCCCUGGGGCCGGUCGUUGCUUCUUGAUGCGCGUCUGCACCAGCUGGGGCACAAUUACCAAGGCUGGUCGAGCUAUGUGGAACUGGUGCGCGGUGGUGCCCUGACGCUCAGCAGCGAAGAUGGAUGCCACGCGCUGUCAUACGAGUUGGGCUGGCGUCAGCUGGCAGAUCCUGCUCGCACUGCCUCACGUGCCGUGCUGGGCCAGCUGGGCGACAAGGUGCUGUCGGCAGUCAAGUAUGUGGCGCGGGGCGAUACCUUUGACAACCCCGCUUUCCCCACGCAAGGCUGGGGCUACCGUUGCGAGUUACAGAUGGCAGGGUUAGGGCCGGACACCAACCUCCUGCACUUUGUGCGGCAGCACUGCAUGGGCAAAGUGGCGUUUCCUAUGUCGGCAUCAGGUGGCGCGGCGCUGACGGUCGCAGCAGAGGCGGGGCUGCUGCUGCCCUGGGGAGCACGCGCCUGGGACACCCCAACCUGCAUCAGCGACAGGUUCUUCCUGGGCGGCCUGGGUGGCGGUGCGUUGCGUGGCUUUGCACAAAAGGGUGUUGGACCCAGCGAGCCACGGCGGCCAGCUGGCGAGGCAGGCAACACCAAUCAGCAGUCACCGAGGGUGCCUCCUCGGCGGGAUGCGCUGGGUGGUGACCUCUUCUGCUCCCUCAUGGCUGCCCUAAACUUUCAGCUCCCCUUCGAGGCCAUGCAAGCUGCUGGUAUCCACGGCCACCUGUUCCUCAACGGUGGCAACUUGGUGGCAUUGAGCGGCAUCGGGCGUAGCUUGCAGAGCGCAUGGCGCGACUUCACCACGACCUUCCGCUGGAGUGUGGGCGCAGGCAUUGUGUGGCCCACUCGUAUUGGCAAGCUGGAGCUUAACGUGUGCCAAGUGCUUGCUCGACAACCCUUUGAUCAGGCUCGUGUUGGUUUGCAGUUUGGCUUUGUGCCCCCGACUUGAUGAUGCAUGGAUACUGAUCAUAGCACAUGCAUUGUUUAACACAUAUCUUGAU